GUGAAGAAGGUUUACGUUGCCAGCACCUCGGACGAGCUCCUCGAGGAGGAGCGUGCAGAUGAAGUGCAUGCAUUGCACCAGCCGCCGCUGCCAGCCACAGCGCCUUCCGAGGUUCCACAAGCCACGUACGUGGACAAUGCGGUCGCGGCUUGGUCACAGGCAAGCGGCCCAGAUGAAGUGAAGGUGGAGGAGGUCGAGGACGACAUGCUAGGGUCACCUGCAUCGAUGAAAGCAUCGCCGUCGUUGCCGGCGCUUCCUGGUCGGGCGAGGGCGUCCUUUGGCGAGGAUCUUCGCAAUGGCUAUGAGAGCCGGGCUCGAGACCGUGAAGCCUGGCUGAGUUCCCUUUCUUCCCAGCAAGCAUUGCCU
This is a messenger RNA of Symbiodinium necroappetens, 366 nucleotides long. NCBI's taxonomy places the organism in Eukaryota, Dinophyceae, Suessiales, Symbiodiniaceae. The record is from the annotation of a GenBank genome assembly.